ACAGAGAGAAUUUGCAAACUGCUGAGCUGGAUUGAGCCACGUCACUACUCCAGCGAGACAGAGCAGCGAACUACCGGGGCAGGAGUUAGGACACCGGGCGGAGAAAUGAACCGAUAAACACACCGAGCCAGCUGCACGGACAGAGACGACAGCGCGAUACGUCUUUUCUGUUUUUAUUACACGCGUAUAACGAGUAAUUACUAACAAUUAUCGACAUGACUACUCUCACUAUGAUAGCACGAAUCCAGGACGGACUGCUGCUCGCCGCCUCCAUGCAAGAGAGCGAACAGUCGGGUCGGAACCUGCAGGAGUAUCAGAACCAGGCCAAGCAGCUCUUCAGGAAGCUGAACGAGAACUCACCCCCCCGCUGCUCGCUGGAGACCGGGCCAAUGGUGUUCCACAUCCUCCUUGCUCAAGGGGUGUGUUACCUGGUGCUGUGUGAGGGCUCCUACUCCAAGAGGCUGGCGUUCUCGUACCUGGAGGAGCUGCAGGCUGAGUUCAGCGAGCUGUACGGCAAGCGGCUGGCAUCCGUGUCGAGGCCGUACGCGUUCAUAGAGUUCGACACGUUCAUUCAGAAGCUGAAGAAGAACUACCAGGACUCGUGGUCUCGCCGGCACCUGAGCUCGGUCAACACAGAGCUGCAGGACGUGCAGAGGAUCAUGGUGACCAACAUCGAGGAGGUGCUGCAGAGAGGAGAGGCACUGUCAGCGCUGGACUCAAAAGCCAGUAACCUGUCUGCCCUGUCGAAGAAGUACAGGCAGGACGCCAAAUACCUGAACACUCGCUCUCUGUACGCCAAGAUAGGAUUGGCGAGCGCGGUGUGCAUGAUCAUAUUCCUGUACGCACGCUUCUGGUGGCUGGUCUGAGCAGACUGAGGCGCUGCAGCCACAGCAGCAUCACAUCUCCAGUGCCCCCUUAGCAAUCAUUCGGAGGGCUUCUGAUUGGAGUUACACAGACGCUGUGUGUUUGUAAGCUGUUUUGACUGUGAGUUCAGGAGCUGCUCUUCAGUUCUGGUUGUCUGCCAGACAUUUGUAAUGGAGGCUUAAGAGUCUAGAUAUUAGUGAGCGCCCUCUUGUGCACAGCUAGAGAAUUGCCAGCAAAACUAAAGGAAAUUGAUGCAGAGUGGCAGAUCUUUUGAUGGCGCUGGCUCUUAGUUCUAUAAAGACAGAUGUUUGCAGCAGACAAGUAGAACUGAAGAACAGCUCCUGAACUUGUAGUCACAGCACCCUUAAACACAGCGUUACCCGUCUCCAAAUGCUGCUGCAACUAUGUGGUCCAGUGGUUAAAGAAAAGGGCUUGUAACCAGUGUGACCCUGAGCAAGUCACUUAACCUCCUUGUGCUCCGUCUUUCGGGUGAGACGUAGUUGUAAGUGACUCUGCAGCUGAUGCAUAGUUCACACACCCUAGUCUCUGUAAGUCGUCUUGGAUAAAGGCGUCUGCUAAAUAAACAAAUAAUAAUAAAUAACAGACCUGUCAUUUGUCUCUUCAUUGUUAACAUCCUGAGAACUUUUCACACUUAUAACUUUGAAGUCUGUUUCAAAGCUCUUUUCACAAUGUCUGCUCUAGUGCUCUGAUAGUGUCAGGGUUAUUGCCCACAUUGUCAAACAGGUAACACAGCAAAUAACAAUGCAUUUUGUGGUACGGAACAGAAAAACCAGAGCACUUGUGAUGUUCUCCCUGGACAGAUCUCAAACCCCAGUGCACUGGAGCAGACAUUUUGAAAAGAGCUUUGAAACAGACUUAUAAGUGUAAACAGUGUCAAAAGUUGUCAGAAGGUGUAUAAGUUAUAAGUGUAAAAAGUUAACAAUGAAAAGAGAAAUUACAGGUACGUUAUUUAAACAGUUGUAGCAGCACGUGGUGACGGGUAGCGUUAUAUUUUUCUGAACCCCGCUACUCCUUAACACAGUCUUAUCAAAUGGAAAUAAAGAACCAGUAUUUGGGUGCAAUGUGGAUCCCUCAUUGCAAUAACAUAGACAGGUAAGGGGACAGUGAUUCGAUUGAAGAGAAUUCAAGUUGAUGCUGCUGGUAUCGCAAGCAGCAGCACACACUCCUCAAGAACACUUCUCCGCUUCACACACAUUUCUUUUUAGUUGGUCUUGAAAUCUACAGGGAGAAGUUGUUUUCAUAACUUUGCCCUGCUUUAUUUUAACAACCCCACCUCCUUCUUCCUCAGAGAACGCAUGCAGGACCAAUCAUAACCCAGGGUGAGCCCAUUUAGGACAGCAUUCUCUGGAACAUAAAUAUACGAAACUCUUCACACAAACAUUUCAAAGUCUUUAUCGAGGUGUUCCUGAAAUUGAUUGUGUAAGAUGUAUUUUCAGUACUCUUUUUAUACCCACUGGACUAAGAAGUGGCCUUAUUUAUCCUCAGGAUUUCAGUCAAUCUCAUUAUUGCAAGAAUCAGUGGCAAAGGUUAAUCUUUCGUAAGACUGCUGCCUUCUUCAGGGUUUUUUCAUAGUGUUAUAUUGUUAAUAGUUUAUUUGUCAGACACCAGCAUUGCCCUGUGUACAGUACAGCACAGCGAGGCUGUGCCCAGCACACUAGAUUACAACUUUAUAUAGACACCAUGGUGGGUAGCUGCUGUAGUUCUGUACAGGGUUUUAUAUUAGUGUUAUAUAGUGCGGUCCCGCCAGCAUUGCCCUGUGUGCAGUACAGCACAGCGAGGCUCUGCCCAGCACACAGCAGGCAAUGCCAGCACACUAGAUCACAACUUUAUACAGACACCAUGCUGGGUAGCUGCUGUAGUUCUGUACAGGGCUUUAUAUUAGUGUUAUAUAGUGUGAUCCAUCCAGCACUGUCCUGUGUAAGUACAGCACAGCGAGGCUCUGCCCAGCACACAGCAGGCAAUGCCAGCACACUAGAUCACAACUUUAUAUAGACACCAUGGUGGGUAGCUGCUGUAGUUCUGUACAGGGUUUUAUAUUAGUGUUAUAUAGUGUGAUCCCUCCAGCAUUGCCCUGUGUACAGUACAGCACAGCGAGGCUCUGCCCAGCACACAGCAGGCAAUGCCAGUAGAACUGAAUGGAUUGUAAAUCGUGUGAUGACAGACAGAAUGAGGUUUGGGAGUCUGUUUCAAGUUUAAUAACAUGCAGAAGUGUAUUUAGGAGAACUCUACUCUCUUGCACCAAAUAACUGUGCUUAAUGGCUUAUGAAUGACUUAAAGCCACCCUCCGCAUUGGAAGAAAUGACUGAACAUGUUGAAAACAUUAUUGCUUUGAAACUGGACAGGUACUGUUUAAAAUAAUAAAAUAAAGUAUUUAUGUUUCA
Acipenser ruthenus (sterlet) is the source of this 3266-nucleotide messenger RNA. Its product is annotated as vesicle-trafficking protein SEC22b-like. NCBI's taxonomy places the organism in Eukaryota, Metazoa, Chordata, Actinopteri, Acipenseriformes, Acipenseridae. The record is from RefSeq and is a predicted model, not a curated record. Gene Ontology annotation, molecular function: SNAP receptor activity. Gene Ontology annotation, biological process: endoplasmic reticulum to Golgi vesicle-mediated transport; vesicle fusion with Golgi apparatus; retrograde vesicle-mediated transport, Golgi to endoplasmic reticulum. The transcript has 5 exons. The coding region runs from base 216 to 866 and encodes 216 amino acids. Gene Ontology annotation, cellular component: endoplasmic reticulum membrane; SNARE complex; endoplasmic reticulum-Golgi intermediate compartment.